AUGCUAUCCAACAUCAAAUCUAUCUUACGAUUUUCUUGUAAUUUGUACAACGUUAUAAAUAUUUGUAACUUUAACAGUAGCUUUGUAGUAUCUCCUUUAGCAAUCCCAGGUGCUCUAAAAAAUUAUUCUUUUUCUGCAGAUAAAUGUGUAGCAUUAAAUAUUGAUAGCUUUUUAGGAUGUAAAGACAAUGGCAAAAAAUUUGAACUAGAAUAUAAAGGUCUUAUGGAACAUUUGGUAUUUGAAAUUUAUUCUAGAUCUGCGAAUUUAAGAUUCAAGUCUUUGUUUGAAGUUUGUAUAUUCUUUAGAAACAAAAAUGAAUGUACUAAGAGUAAAAAGAUUCCGUUUUCGAACACAUUCUCUUUUCUUGUUUUGUUCGGUGAUUUAUCUUCUUCUAAACCUCUUUUGACUACUUUUAAUGGUGUGCCGUACCGUGGUGCUGGAAAUUUUUAUGAAAAUUGUUUUAAAUCUCUUGAUCCUAAUGUCAAUAUAUUUUUGGCUAGCAAUUGCUUUAUUUCUGGAUAUUGGUUAAAUUCAUUUGUAAAAUCAUUAGUACCUGAAGAAUUUAUUGGUUGUACUACAAAAAUCGAUGUGCAUAUGCUUCACAGGCAGGAUGUAUUUAAUGUUUAUCAAAACGAAUAUUUUACAAGUGUACAGAUACGUUUUAUGAAAAAAGAAUUUUCUUUUAUUGGUAUACUUCCUCAAGAGGGUGUAUCACUAAGUGAAGUUAAUAACUAUUUGCUUGAAUCGAGAUUUAUUGAAAAUAUUACAAGUUUAAUGAAACCUACUAAGUUAGAUUUAAAAAUUCCUCAAUUUGCAAUAAAAUCUAAUAUUGAUAUUAAGAAUGUACUUUUAGAAGUAGAUCAGAAUAAUACAAAUAGUGAUCUUAAAAGCAUGUUGGAGAAUUGUGAUUUAAAAAAUUUUCCUGGUUUAUUUCAAGUUUUAGAAUUCAGGUUUUGUAAAGACGGCGUAAAUAUCUCUGAUAUGAAUACAUGUAGUACAGGCAUGAAGGAAUCUUUAGAAGAUGAAGACUUAUUAGUACACUUUAAUCGUUCAUUUUUAUUUGUAGUUGUUAGAGAGUCCAGAUACAAUGAAAAAAAUUAUCAUCUUCCUCUUAUUAUGGGAACGUAUACAGGUUCUAUAAAUGAAUGA
Vairimorpha ceranae is the source of this 1149-nucleotide messenger RNA. RefSeq names its product leukocyte elastase inhibitor. The transcript has a single exon. Bases 1 to 1149 code for a protein of 382 amino acids. The record is from RefSeq and is a predicted model, not a curated record. Lineage: Eukaryota; Fungi; Microsporidia; Nosematidae. Gene Ontology annotation, molecular function: serine-type endopeptidase inhibitor activity.